AUGCCAGCGGAACAGGCAGUAGAUAUGUUGAAUGACACCUUGGCAGAGAUCGUUUUUAGAACAAAGAAUAUGCCAAGGUUCAAAAGAUUGGCACGCACCACGCAUUUCAAUCUGAGAGAAGUCGAGGCUUUGUCAAUUAUCCACCGUAAAUGCGUCAAAACACUAGGCCCUAUAAGCAGAUUAAUAUUUCGUGACAUAUUCCAUGCUGGCUUAGACUUCACGAAAAAUAUUCGCCACUUACUGGUCGACAAAAUGUUUUCCGUUAUUGACAAACGAAAUGCUCUGCAGGUGUACGAUAGCAUGAGAACUCACAAACUAAAAAAGGAGCAUAUAUUCCCCAUGAUGCGCGGAUGUUUAAUUAAACUGCAGAACGAUGAAAACCCCGACGAAGCCGUGAAGGACUUGAUAGAUUUGUUAAUAAAGAAGUUGGACGUGGACCGCGACGGCGUGAUAUCAGAAGAGGAUUUCAAAACUGCCGUGAAAGAAAGGAACCAGCUCCUUUUAGAAUGCAUGGGGCCAAUAUUUCCUUCGAGAGAUGCUCGUCACGUGUUUCUGAGCACUUUUACAGAUCGUGUAGGAAGAUACUGA
Molecule: messenger RNA, 588 nt
Organism: Heterotrigona itama
Lineage: Eukaryota; Metazoa; Arthropoda; Insecta; Hymenoptera; Apidae
Source: the annotation of a GenBank genome assembly